Messenger RNA from Leguminivora glycinivorella, 1934 nucleotides. RefSeq lists its product as uncharacterized. Bases 321 to 1934 code for a protein of 537 amino acids. The record is from RefSeq and is a predicted model, not a curated record. Gene Ontology annotation, molecular function: nucleic acid binding. NCBI's taxonomy places the organism in Eukaryota, Metazoa, Arthropoda, Insecta, Lepidoptera, Tortricidae. The transcript has 5 exons. Gene Ontology annotation, biological process: DNA integration.
UAUAGGUGAACUAAAUGAUUUAAUUAAACAUUCUUUUUCCCUAGACUCCAUAGGAAUUUCAACCUUACGCCGUGAAAAUAGCGAUCAUUUAAGGGCGUUGCAGAUCCUAGAAGAUUCAGCGCGCCUUAUCGGAAAUCAAUGGGAAGUGGGUCUGCCGUUCAAGAAGGACGUAUUCGCCAUGCCAGACACACGCGAAGCUGCCCUUACGCGCCUACAGUCUUUAAUGCGCAAGUUUGUUAAAGAUCACGCGUACGCAGAUCGCUACCGAAUAGAGGUAAACAAACUGUUUGCCGCUGGCUACGCACGUGAGCUCAAGGAAAAUGAACUUUCGGCCGACCGCAUAUGGUAUCUUCCGCACUUCGGAAUUCAGAACCCCAACAAACCUGGACGUUCACCGUAGUGGCGUGGAGUGGAACGACCACAUCCGACCGGAGGAGCACGCGCGCUGGGUAAGGUGGCUCGACGAGCUUAAACUACUAGCGUCGCUGCGCAUCCUCGACACUACGCGGCCGCGGGGCCAUGGACGCCGUGCUACGAUGAUUCGGCGGAUGGGUAAAAGCAGAGUGACUCAACUUCGUCCGGUCUCUAUACCGAGGCUAGAGCUUCAAGGUUGCUUGCUCUCUGCUCGUCUGGCCGCCACAAUACAGAGCGAACACAAAGACAUUAAGCCAAACAAGCGAUAUUUCUGGAUGGAUUCAAAUACCGCCCUCCAGUGGAUUCGCAGUGACCCUAGAGAUUUUAAACCAUACGUCGCUCACCGCCUCGGUGAGAUUGACGAGUUGACCAGUGCGUCAGAGUGGCGUUACGUCCCCACGUCCUUGAACGUAGCCGACGUAGCCACUCGUGAGGACGCGCCACCACUGCAGUACGAUGACGUAUGGUUCCAGGGGCCAAACUUCUUGCGUGAACGCGAAGGUGAGUGGCCCAAGGAUCUCAAGAGCUCCAAGCAGCUUGAGGAAGCUAUUUGCGAACAAAUUGCCUGUUUAAGGAACAAUAAGCCGUUAUCGAAAGAUAGCCGACUGCUACAGUUAACGCCCUAUCUCGACGAUGCGGGCCUACUACGUGUAGAGGGCCGUAUCGACAAGACUGUUGGAGUCAAUGAGUCUACGAAGAGACCAGUGAUUCUUGAUGGCAAGCAUCGAAUCACCAGACUGCUCGUAGAACACUACCACAGGCGAGCACUGCACAGAGCUCAAGAACUGGUAGUUAAUGAGCUAAGGCAGCGCUAUUGGAUUCUGCAACUGCGACCAACUGUACGCGCAGUCGCAGCCCAUUGUCUGCUGUGCAGAUAUCGUCGCGCCACGCCGCAGCCGCAGCGUAUGGGCGACCUGCCCGCAGCACGGCUGCAGCACAACCGUCGUCCGUUCUCGUUCACCGGGGUCGACUUUUUCGGCCCCAUGGAGGUAACCGUAGGUCGUGGUAGGCAGAAACGGUAUGGAAUGUUAUUCACAUGUCUGACCAUUCGAGCCGUACAUGUCGAAAUAACGGAAAACCUUACCACUGACUCUACCAUAAUGGGUUUGAGACGGAUGAUAGCACGCAGAGGUACCCCUACCAUGAUAUACUGCGAUAAUGGGACCAAUCUUAGAGGUGCCCACAUGGAAUUGAAACGCAGUAUUGCUGAACUAGACAGCGAUGCCCUGCGCAAUGAUGGACUCGUGAGAGGAAUUGAGUGGAAAUUUAUUCCCCCGGGCGCCCCAGAGAUGGCUGGCGCGUGGGAACGAAUGGUGCGUACUUUUAAAUCAUCCCUCCGAGCUGUACUCAAGGAGCGCGCCCCACGGCCAGAGACCCUUUCAACAUUGAUGGCUGAAGUUGAAGCCCUCGUCAACAGCCGUCCUAUCACGUACGUAUCGGUAGAUCCUAACUAUCCUGAAGCUCUGACCCCCAAUCACUUCUUGAUUGGUACGUCCUCAAAUGGACCAGCUUUUGAUUGA